Molecule: messenger RNA, 723 nt
Organism: Sorghum bicolor (sorghum)
Lineage: Eukaryota; Viridiplantae; Streptophyta; Magnoliopsida; Poales; Poaceae
Product: translation initiation factor IF-2-like
Exons: 3
Coding region: 1-723 (240 amino acids)
Source: RefSeq, a predicted model, not a curated record
AUGCCGGAUCUGUCCUUGCUGUCACCACCACCGGCUUCCAAGAGGUCUGCUGACAGCGCUGCGGAGAGCCAUCGCCAGGCACCCGCACGCAGCAGCAGCUCCUACCCCUCACGCACCCACACGCAGCAGCAGCUCCCACCCGCACGCAGCGCCGCCGCCGCCGCACUCCCGCAGUCAGCGCCCCGCGCCCUGCGCCCCGCGCCCUGCGCCCCGGCCGCGCCCGCCUGCCCCCUCACCCCCUGCGCCCAGGCCGCCCCGGCCGCGCCGGCCCCGGCUGCUCCGGCCCCUGCCCCGGCCGCUCCGGACGUGUGCGGACGCCGCAUGAAGCCAGGUGCCCCGGACGUGUGCGGACACCCCUGCCCCGGCCGCUCCGGACGUGCUGGCGGACGGAUCUCCUUCGCCGAUGUCGUCAGAGGCCUCGGCGCGGCGCGGCGCUGCCAGUCUGCCACUCCGACGCUCCUAGGGCGGCUUCCACAGCGCAAUCGCCGCUCCGACGACAGCCGACUCAGCCACCGUCGGCAGGUUCAAACCCGACCAGGUGGCGUUCCUCCUAGGCUUAUGCAGGCGGGGGCCUCCGGGUGGGGUAGCGACCCUCCGCCUGCCCAGCAGGUCGGAUCUGGGUGGGUGUACAGCAGCGCGCCGCAGAUUGGACCGUCUUCGUGGCCUCUGUGGCCAGCUAGGAGCUCUUCACACCACGGUGGCGACGGGUCGCAGGACGCGUGA